CUUCAUCUACACAUUAUUAUUAUUAUUAUUAUUAUUAUUAUUACAUCAAUCAUAUCGUACAUACAUAUUUUUCUAUAAUACUUAUAUAGAUAAUUAGAUAUAAAUAGUCACAAAGAAAAGAGAGUAAGAGAAAUGGGGCCAAACGCUGCGGUGGUGAAACAAGCGGAGCUUUUGAGAAUAGACGGAAACAAUUACUUCAAGAAAAACCGUUUCGGAGCUGCUAUCGAUGCUUACACUGAGGCAAUCACGCUUUGCCCUAAUGUUCCGAUUUAUUUUACGAAUCGUGCUCUGUGCCAUCUCAAGCGAAAUGAAUGGGAGAGAGUGGAGGAAGACUCUAGAAGAGCAAUUCAGCUGGACAACCAUUCCGUUAAGGCCCACUAUAUGUUGGGACUUGUAUUGCUACAGAAACAAGAAUUAGCCAAAGGUAUCAAAGAAUUGGAAAAGGCUUUGAAUCUUGGGAGAGGUGCCAAUCCUAAGGGCUAUAUGGUAGAAGAAAUAUGGCAAGAGCUUGCGAAGGCAAAAUAUCUAGAGUGGGAACGUUCCUCGUCCGAGAGAUCCUGGGAAUUACAGAACUUAAAAGAAGCUUGUGAGUCUGCUCUAAAGGAAAAACAUUUUCUUGACGUCUCUGAAAUGGAAGGAUUUGUAGAUGAUACUACUACUUCCCAUUUGAAACAGUUGGAGGCUUUAGAAAGAGUCUUCAAUAAAGCUGCAGAGGAUGACAAACCAUCUGAGGUGCCAGAUUAUCUGUGCUGUAGAAUAACACUUGAUAUUUUUCAUGAUCCAGUAAUCACUCCAAGUGGACUUACAUAUGAGAGGGCAGUGAUUCUUGACCAUCUUCAGAAGGUUGGUGAAUUUGAUCCGAUCACGAGGGAACCACUUGAUCCAUCACAACUAAUACCAAACUUGGCCAUUAAGGAAGCAGUCGAACAAUUCUUGGACAAACAUUGGUGGGCUUACAAGAUAGAUUAACAGAAGAUUAAAGUUGGAAAUUAACAGUUGGUUGCAGGUUGUGUGUUCAGAAAAUGCAGCAGAAUGCUGCAUUAAUUAUGGUUGUUGUUGGUGUUCUGACUUUGAAAAUGUGAGUCCAUCCUAUUAUGAAGUGUACAUAUGGUUUUGACUCUGAUAUUUUGUGUAUAUAGUAGUCUACUCUGAUUUUGUGUAUACAUAUAAAUGCAUGCUGAGAGACUUACCAUUUCAUAUAUGCUUAAAAAGUGACUAUCAAACUAAUUAAUUUGGUUAA
Messenger RNA from Cicer arietinum (chickpea), 1240 nucleotides. RefSeq names its product E3 ubiquitin-protein ligase CHIP. NCBI's taxonomy places the organism in Eukaryota, Viridiplantae, Streptophyta, Magnoliopsida, Fabales, Fabaceae. The record is from RefSeq and is a predicted model, not a curated record. Gene Ontology annotation, cellular component: cytoplasm. Gene Ontology annotation, biological process: protein quality control for misfolded or incompletely synthesized proteins; positive regulation of proteolysis; cellular response to misfolded protein. Gene Ontology annotation, molecular function: ubiquitin protein ligase activity; protein-folding chaperone binding.